Molecule: messenger RNA, 1011 nt
Organism: Salvia splendens (bonfire salvia)
Lineage: Eukaryota; Viridiplantae; Streptophyta; Magnoliopsida; Lamiales; Lamiaceae
Product: senescence-specific cysteine protease SAG39
Exons: 2
Coding region: 1-1008 (335 amino acids)
Biological process (GO): proteolysis
Molecular function (GO): cysteine-type peptidase activity
Source: RefSeq, a predicted model, not a curated record
AUGGCUCUCCCAAUAUCAAAACUCUCAAUUCUUGCCAUCCUAUUUUUGGCAACGUGGGCUUCUUCCCGCCAACUUCUGAAACCGUCGAUGAUGGAGAGGCACGAGCGGUGGAUGUUGGAGUACGGACGCACGUACGAGGGCGAGGAAGAAAAGGCGGUGCGCUUCGCUAUAUUUAAGAAAAAUGUCGAGUUCAUCGAGGAGUUUAAUGCGGGGGGAACCCGGCCUUACAAGGUCGGGAUCAAUGCGUUUGCGGACCAGACCAACGAGGAGUUCACAGCCGCUAGAAACGGACUCAGAGUGCCGGAGGUUUGCGAGGCUACUCCCUUUAGUUAUGGGAAUGCCACUGCUUUGCCACCUACUAUGGAUUGGCGGAAGGAAGGCGCAGUCACCCCUGUUAAAGAUCAAGGCCAAUGUGGGAGCUGCUGGGCAUUCUCGGCAGUGGCAGCAACAGAAGGGAUCAACCAGAUAUCAACAAGCAAACUGAUAUCCCUCUCCGAGCAAGAAAUCGUCGACUGCGACAGAACGAGCCAGGAUCAAGGCUGCAGCGGAGGAUACAUGGAAGACGCCUUCUCCUUCAUCAUAAAAAAUAAAGGCAUCGCUGCAGAGUCCACAUACCCCUACACCGGCCGCGACGACACCUGCAACAAGAGUGAGGAGUCCCCCGAGGCCGCCAAGAUCUCCGCCUACAAGAAGGUGCCCGCGAACAGCGAGAGCGCGCUGCUCAAGGCUGUCGCCCAUCAGCCCGUAUCUGUCUCCAUCGAUGCAAGCGGGAUGGCCUUCCAGUUCUACUCUAGCGGUGUGUUUGCGGGCGACUGUGGGACUGAUCUUGAUCAUGGGGUCACUGCAGUGGGAUAUGGGGAAGAUCAACAUGGGACAAAGUUUUGGUUGGUGAAGAAUUCUUGGGGCACAAGCUGGGGAGAAGAAGGGUAUAUCAGAAUGGAGAGGGAUGUUGCUGCUAAAGGAGGAUUGUGUGGGAUUGCUAUGGAUUCUUCUUACCCUGUUGCUUAACUU